Enhydra lutris kenyoni (northern sea otter) is the source of this 2859-nucleotide messenger RNA. RefSeq names its product claudin 15. Gene Ontology annotation, biological process: cell adhesion; bicellular tight junction assembly. Gene Ontology annotation, molecular function: structural molecule activity. NCBI's taxonomy places the organism in Eukaryota, Metazoa, Chordata, Mammalia, Carnivora, Mustelidae. The record is from RefSeq and is a predicted model, not a curated record. The coding region runs from base 1912 to 2541 and encodes 209 amino acids. Gene Ontology annotation, cellular component: bicellular tight junction; plasma membrane. The transcript has 5 exons.
UCACUUUCCUACUCCUGUCCCCCACGGCUGGUGUGGGGUGUGCCUUUGUCCGCCAAGCUGCCCACACCCCACGCCCUUCCUUCCUCCCCCACCCCCAAAGCAGAUCGGGGACGGGGGACAGGGACGAGGCCUUUGCAUGGCGCAAGAGUCCUGGGAGAAAACAGUGACUAGAGACGGGAAGGGCAGAGCUGGGGGGACAGGCCAGGAUUUAUGUCUCCGGUCUCCUUUGACCCACACAGCUGCCUCUCAGCACGUGGAGUUUUCCACACCACGGGGGGCCCCCCCAUUCAAUUUCCUCCAAAACCUCCGCCCUUCCCUCUCUUUGUCCUCCUGCCAUUCCCCUCCCCAUCCUCCUUAGGGGAUGGGCCACUGCCCAGGGGCAGGCAUGGGGAUUUGGCACGGAGACGUCAGAGUUCUUGAGAAAAGUUACAAACUCAGGACAUCCCGGUUGUCGGCUCAGAGAUGGGAAGGUCGGAACCCAGUCCCCACCCAGCCUGCUUUGCCCCACACCCGCGCGGUGCCAGGCUCAGCAUGGGCCUGUCUUGCUUCACUGCAUACCUCUCGUUCCACAGCCCAGCCAGCCUGGUUGGGGGGACUGGGGAGGCGGCACCUGAGGGGAGCGCACGGGAGCCUGAUACCGUGGGGGGGGCAGAGGGGGGAUCCACUCUGGCUCAGCCAUGUCCUGGGUGACUGCCUGGGGGUAGCAUCCGGCCCCUGAGCCCCGGAGACUGAGCCCCUGUGGCAUUUGCAGGAGGAGAACCCGAGCCGUCCUGGCCGAGGCCUAGGAGCAGGAAAUGCGCCAGGACAGGUGCUCAGCAGGUGUUCAGCGUCGGCCUGGGCUGGGGACCCGGAGGUUUCUAAUCCAUCAUAAUUAGUAGAGCUGGUGACAGUUCUGAUAACUGAGCUGCUUAGAUUAGUGACGGGAUCACUUUCUGGGCCUGCGAUUUAUCCCCCUCCGCGGCCCAUGGCAGCAAGAUCAAGCUUGGUGCCGAGAGUCAGAAGAUCAACCCACAAGGGGGAGAUUUAAGUUCAGGAAGUUUUAGUUUGGAGGAAAGCAGCCCACUGGCGGCCUCACCCCAGCCUGCGCUACCCAGACCUGCGGGGGUACCAAGGAGGGAGCAGUUCACACUUUCGGGGAGCUUCUGAUCUGGGGUCACAGGUGAGGAAGCUAGUUCUAGUUCACAGAAGCAGAAGCAAGCUCGCGGGGCUCUGGGAAACGCUGGGUCUGGUUUGACUCUGGGUUGGCUGGACUCCAGAGCGGUGGGUAUACCCUGUUCCCUUAUGCAGCCUUAACCUACCUUGGAAGAUUGGGCCCAAAUGCUAGGUCUUUUGCGUCUCCUAAAUUGUUCUCACCAACAUCCAGGAGAGUGGCUCUGUGCCCCGGAUCCUGCCACACCAAAGGUAUGUCUGGGAGCACACACUGUCUCUCGGUCAUCUUCUCUGUCCUCAUCUCUCUUUGUCCAUUCUCUGGCCCCCCGAUGAAGGCUGAGUCAGAGACGCUUCCCCUCGGCUCCCACCGCCUCCCGUGGGGGCCCCUCCUUGACUGUAUCCGUUUGUUCCGUCACUCCCAUAAGUCCUCUCCGCCCCCCUCCUGGGGCGGGGAGCCCGGAGGUUGGGGGAGGGGGUGGACUUUUGGCCCGUUUCUUUUAUUCCCUCCAUCUCUUCGUCAACAGCCUGGUGCUGGAGGCUCAUUCCUCUGCCCAGACCUUCCAGGAAGCAGAGACCCGGAGAGAGGGCCGGGGACGGAAACCGGGGGACAGACCUGAGGCCCAGACUGCGGCCGACCUCCCUUUCUCUCGCCCCAGCCUGCCUUAGCGCCCCACCGUAGCCGAAGCCCCUCAAAGUCUCGCGGGGCUCAGCCCCUCCCCUUCUCUGGGGCCCCCGGCGCCCCUCAGGGCCCUGCGUCCCACCAUGUCGCUGGCCGUGGAGAUCUUCGGCUUCUUCAUGGGAGCCCUGGGGCUGCUGAUGCUGGGGGUGACCCUGUCACACAGCUCCUGGCGCGUGUCCACCGUGCACGGGAACGUCAUCACCACCAACACCAUCUUCGAGAACCUCUGGUUCAGCUGUGCCACCGACUCCAUGGGAGUCUACAACUGCCGGGAGUUUCCGUCCUUGCUGGCCCUCUCCGGCAUAGUGGGGCUGCGCUGCAUAAACAUUGGGAGUGUGGAGCUCUCCAGGAAGGCCAAGCUGGCGGCCACUGCAGGGGCCCUGCACAUACUGGCUGGUCUCUGUGGGAUGGUGGCCAUCUCCUGGUAUGCCUUCAACAUCACCCAGGAAUUCUUUGACCCCUUGUAUCCUGGGACCAAGUACGAGCUGGGCCCCGCCCUCUACCUGGGCUGGAGCGCCUCCCUGCUCGCCAUCCUGGGGGGCUUCUGCCUCGGCUCCGGCUGCUGCCGCGCUCCUGAUGCGGACCGGGCCCCCAGGCUCCCCUACAAGGCCUCCGCUGUGCGGUCCCCUGUCCUCACUGACGGCCUGUGCUCCGCGGCCUCGGACGAAGGGGACAGCACCUUUGGCAAAUACGGGAAGAACGCCUACGUGUAGGACGCAAAUGGACCCCAUUCCCCUCCCAAUGCCCCAGCGGAGAAAGGCCCCUUGAACCUCGGGCGGCAGGCGGUGCCCCGACUCCACCCCAAGGCCAGAAGCCACGCCCAGCUCUGACCGAGCCUCCGGCCCCGCCUCCCACCCCGGCCACGCCUCCUUCAUCCGGCCAGGAACCUGCCUCCUUAGAACUCACCUCGGACUCCUGGGGCAGGACCUUCUGGGUCUGGGCGCUGGUUGGUUAAGGGGGUGGAGGCUUCCCCUGCCGUUUGUAUUGUGUAUAAAUACAUGCAUGAAUAAAUUUGUACUGUGAACUCUUCA